Molecule: messenger RNA, 2286 nt
Organism: Closterium sp. Naga37s-1
Lineage: Eukaryota; Viridiplantae; Streptophyta; Zygnematophyceae; Desmidiales; Closteriaceae
Source: the annotation of a GenBank genome assembly
AUGAUUCGAGCCUCGCUCCUCCUCCCCGCUACCGCAAAUCCCACUCACGACGGAAGCACCGCAACCGCAUUCGCGAACGGGCGCGCGCUUUUGCCCGCGCCAGCCGCUGCUUCCGCUUCCGUCGUCGCCUGCGUGGACGCUUCCGCCGUUCCGCGCGCUACGCUGCUGCAGAAAUUGGACGCUGGGGUGAGCGGAGGCGGGUGCUGGGAAGGCAAGAAGGUGCGCGGUGGCGGGCGAGUGGGGCAGGUAGCGUGGAUAAGCGGGGGAUCUUUGGCAUUCCGAAAAGUCACGGGCAGCGGAAUAAUUGGAAUGAUUGACCCUACUGCUGCUAAUAACUGGCUAAAAAGCAGGGGCUUCAAACUGGGUGAAAGAGGUGCUCUUAGCGGGGAAGAUGCUCGCACUAGUUCAAGGGAGUCUUGGCGGUUUGACAUUACCAGCGGUGGUAGCAGGGGGCGUUCCUCCGUUACAGUCACAUGCUCUGCAGGAGGAUCGCCCUCGCUUGUAGCACCACCCGACACAUCAUACUCACCCCGUCAGAUCUCGAUCCUCUUUGCCGCCGGCGGCACGGGCGGCCACGUGUACCCUGCCAUUGCCAUCGCAGACGCCGUUAGAUUCCGCGAACCAACGGCCGAGAUCAACUUUAUCGGAACCAGGGAGCGAAGGGAAUGGACGGCUGUCCCGCGUGCAGGCUACCGGAUCCAUCCAAUCCCAGCCGUCAGUAUCCGUCGGCCGCUCCUCACUACCCUCUCCAACCUCCUCGUACCGUUUCGUUUCCUCCGCGCGUUCUGCCUCUGCCUGCUCUUAAUCUGGCGAUUAAGGCCCAAUGUGGUAGUAGGCACAGGAGGGUACGUGUCCGCGCCGACUUGCCUAGCAGCCGCGAUCUGUCGCAUACCUCUCGUGUUACAAGAGCAGAACGCAUUCGCGGGGAUCGCCAACCGCCUGCUUGGCCGCUUCGCGAGCGUCGUUUUCGUCGCCUUCGCCGUCGCCCAAAGGUUCUUUCCAACCAGGCGCUGCCACGUGGUAGGGAACCCCACGCGUGCGGUGCUGCGAUCUGCGAGGGAAAUGUUGGAAGAAAAGCGGGAAGCAGCGAUUAAUUACUUCUUCCCACGUGUCGCAGCUGACGAUGCUGCUGUAGCAGAAGGAGGAGUAGUAGGAAGCGCGGGGCAAAGAGCAGAGGUGGUGCUGGUGUUGGGGGGCUCGCUGGGAGCACAACCCAUCAACACAGCCGUGGCAGGCGCGCGGCAGCGGGUGCUAGAUGGGUCCGGCGAGGGGCGGGCGGGGGGAGGUGGUGGUGAUAUAGCAGGCGGGAGCACGGCAUGUGGAGGAGAUGAGAGCUCUUCCCAUCGCCGCACAUCCCCGCGUCUCCCUCUUGCCGUGAGGUCUCUUCUCCUGCCUCCCUCUCUCUCUUCUCCCGCGUCCCUCUCUCUCUUCUCCCGUGUCCCUCUCUCUCUUCUCCCGCGUCCCUCUCUCUCUUCUCCAACGUCCCUCUCUCUCUUCUCCCGCGUCAAUCUCUCUCUUCUCCCACGUCAAUGUCUCUCUUCUCCCGCGUCAAUCUCUCUCUUCUCCCGCGUCAAUCUCUCUCUUCUCCCACGUCCCUCUCUCUCUUCUCCAACGUCCCUCUCUCUCUUCUCCCGCGUCCCUCUCUCUCUUCUCCAACGUCCCUCUCUCUCUUCUCCCACGUCCCUCUCUCUCUUCUCCCGCGUCCCUCGCUCGCUCCAACCAUGGCCCCAUUUCAGGCGAGAGAUUUCUAAGAAGCCUCUUUCAUGCUAUGCAGUCUCUUUUCAAACAUGUCUUGCUCCACAACCCCAUUUUCUCCUCUCUCUUGCAUCUGCUUCCGAAUGCCUCUCAAUCCCUCCGUUCCCAAGUCUUCACCCUCUGACAUUCCCCUCCGUUCCCUCACCCCCCUCUUUCCACGCGCCCCCUCCUUUCCCCCACCGUCCCCAUGACCUUUCUUCAACACCGUACCCCAUGGUGGGUCGUGGCAGGUUUGAGGAGCGCAUGGACUUGGCAUAUGCAGCAGCGGAUGUGGUGGUGGCACGUGCCGAUGCCGUCACGUGCGCUGAACUGCUCAUCCCAUCACCUCAUGUGGCGGAGGACCAUCAAACCGUGAAUGCACGAGCCAUGGUGCAAGCAGGGGCGGCUGUGAUGCUGCCUCAGGACCAGCUCUCCCCAGACACUCUCCUCUCUGCUGUCACCUCGCUGCUUGUGGAUGGAGCAAGGAGGGAGAAGAUGAAUGAGUGUGCGGGGGCUGCUGCCACUGCUGAUGCUGCUGACGUCAUGGCCUAG